GAAGCCGCGCAGGUUGUGAGGAAGGAUAAUCCAUCGCAAUGACCCACUGGUUUCAUCGUAACCCCCUGAAAGCCACCGCUCCGGUUUCCUUUAAUUACUAUGGCGUGGCAUCCACACCGGCCGCGUCAAAGAUCUGCAGUGAUUUAAGAGCCUCUCGAGCGCGCCUUCUGGAACUAUUCACGGAUAUCACCUGCAAUCCUGAAGUGAUGAAGAACGCUACAGAUGCCUACCUCUCCCUCUUAGUGGGCUUCAUUAACUCACUGGAUGGGGGAACCGACGACAACAAGCUGCGAUACAUGCAAAACUUCAAAUGGACGGACACCCUGCAAGGCAAUGUCCCCAGCGCUCAGCAAGAUGCCGUUUUUGAGUUGGUGUCCAUUGGAUUCAAUGUAGCCCUGUGGUAUACAAAAUACGCCUCGCGGUUAGCUGGCAAAGAAGGUGUUACGGAGGACGAGGCCAAAGAUGUUCACAAGAGUCUGAAAAUCGCAGCUGGUAUUUUCAAGCACUUGAAGGAAAGUCACAUCCCAAAACUGAUCUCGCCAGUGGAAAAAGGCAGAGAUUUGGAAAGUAGAGUGAUGGACGCUUAUAUCAUUCAGUGCCAGGCAGAGGCACAAGAAGUGACCAUCGCCCGCGCCAUAGAACUGAAGCACAAUGCUGGUCUGAUAGCUGCUCUGGCCCACGAAACCGCCAACUUCUACCAGCGAGUCGACCACACGCUCUCCAGCCUAGACCCGGCUUACAUAGCAAAGUGGAGGAGCUACAUCCAGCUGAAGAUGUGCUUCUACAUGGCUUACGCGUUCUGCUACCACGGCGAGACCCUGCUGUCCGGGGAUAAGUGCGGCGAAGCCAUAAGGUCGCUGCAGGAAGCCGAAAAGUUUUAUGGCAAGGCGGAAGCAUUGUGUAAAGAAUAUGGCCAGACCAAGGGCCCCGGAACCACAGCAAAACCGUCGGGACAUCUCUUCUUCCGGAAGCUCGGAGCUGUGGUUAAAAACACCCUGGAAAAAUGCCAGCGAGAGAACGGCUUCAUAUACUUCCAAAAAGUGCCACCCCAGGCCCCGGAGCUGGAGCUCAAAGCAAACUAUGGUCUCGUGGAGCCCGUGCCUUUCGAACUCCCCGCUAUCAGCCCGCUGUGGACUCCGGAAACUCACGCCGGUUUCGACCUUACCAAGCGACCGAAAGACGACGGCGCUAAACCCAAAAAAGAAGAAGAGGUGAAACCGGUGAAGGAACCCGACAUAAAACCGCAGAAGGACAGCGGGUGCCAAAUUUCGUGAUGUCAUGCAUUGACGAGUUCUGACAUUGAGGCGACAGAGCUGCCUCCGCACGUUCAGCAGACCGUGGCCGUGGCAUCCCGAUUCCCGUCUGCCUCCCCCGUGUAAAAUGCUUGCCUACUGUAUAGAUAUCCUAUAGCGAGCCGUCUACCCGCAGCAAGCUGUCCCUUAGCAAUUAUUUCUGUAAACGAACACAAACUUGAGAUUCCGAUUGCGCUCUUUUUUUUCUUUUUCAUAGCCUUCCGAUGAUUCAAUAACUCGUUUUAACAAGAAACCCGAUAAGUUAACAUAUAAAUAGAGAACUAUAAUAUAUUCACAAAGUAUAUGUACAUUCUUACUUUUUGAUGACACAAACUAAAUUUGUAUUUACUCAA
Messenger RNA from Spea bombifrons (plains spadefoot toad), 1645 nucleotides. RefSeq names its product BRO1 domain and CAAX motif containing (gene BROX). The transcript has 12 exons. NCBI's taxonomy places the organism in Eukaryota, Metazoa, Chordata, Amphibia, Anura, Pelobatidae. Bases 39 to 1274 code for a protein of 411 amino acids. The record is from RefSeq and is a predicted model, not a curated record.